AUGUCUCUAGCUGACAAGGCUCACCAAUGGGAGAAGAGCUUGCCCCAUGGCACAAUCACCACUUGGGAUGAAUGCAAAAAGGCUUUUCUUGCCAAAUUUUUCUCCACCGGUCGCACAGCCAAGCUUAGAGGGGAGAUAUCCAGCUUCAUUCAGCGCAACAAUGAGACAUUCGCAGAAGCUUGGGAGAGAUUCAAAGGGUACACAAGUCAGUGCCCACACCAUGGAUUCAACAAUGAAUCACUACUCUCCACUCUUUAUAGAGGAUGUUUGCCUAGGUGUCAAGGAGCCAGCUCGACCGAGCUCGAUCGAGCUAGAAACCAGGGCAACUCGAUCGAGCUACACAACUCGACCGAGCAUCCUUUCCAGCUCUUAAUACUUGAAUUAGGUACUUUAGUGAAGAAACAGAGUAACAAGAUGACAAACAGUGAGGGAAGCCGUGCUUCACAAGGAGAAUGGUUGAGGGUGAAUCAAGCAAUGCAAGAAGCAAGGCUUAAGAUGCAAGCCGAUUUGGAGAAGGAUGGAUCAGAGAUGGAAGAGUCUGAUGCAGAGGAGUAUGUCUACUCUGAGGAACAGUCUGAGAGUGAGAUUGAGGGAAGAAAGGAGAACCAAGAAGAGGAAUGA
This is a messenger RNA of Microthlaspi erraticum, 621 nucleotides long. NCBI's taxonomy places the organism in Eukaryota, Viridiplantae, Streptophyta, Magnoliopsida, Brassicales, Brassicaceae. The record is from the annotation of a GenBank genome assembly.